Molecule: messenger RNA, 4013 nt
Organism: Medicago truncatula (barrel medic)
Lineage: Eukaryota; Viridiplantae; Streptophyta; Magnoliopsida; Fabales; Fabaceae
Product: putative pentatricopeptide repeat-containing protein At1g64310
Exons: 2
Coding region: 151-1812 (553 amino acids)
Biological process (GO): RNA modification
Molecular function (GO): protein binding; RNA binding
Source: RefSeq, a predicted model, not a curated record
UUUACCUUGCUAGAACAAAACACAAUAUUUUAACAUUUCUCCCUCCCCCUUCCCUCCAUUCCAUCCAAACCUAUAUUGUGAUUGUUCAUGUUGUUGUUUUCACUAUCACAUAAAUCACACACAGAGUUUACGUUGUUACCAUAAUAAUUAAUGCUGACUCAGUUUCACUGGCUCCAUUCUGAACUCACCAACGUUUGUAAGUCCCUAUUACGUGUGAAGCAGUUACAUGCUUGUCUUUUGAAAACCCAUCUCUCAAAAGACCCUUUUUAUGCUACUCAAAUCAUUAGACUUUAUGCAUUUAACAAUCACAUUAACUAUGCACACCACGUGUUCGACAAAACUUCCACCCGAAGUGUUUUCCUUUGGAAUUCCAUGAUUCGAGCUUUUGCCAAGGCUCGAAGAUUCAGCAACGCAAUUUCUUUAUUUAGAACCAUGCUUGUGGAUGAUAUAAGGCCUGAUAAUUAUACAUAUGCUUGUGCUAUACGUGCGUGCGCUGAUAGCUUUGAUUUUGGUAUGCUAAGAGUUGUUCAUGGAAGUGCUGUGUCUGUUGGGUUGGGACUUGACCCUAUUUGUUGCAGUGCACUUGUGAGUGCUUAUUCAAAACUUGGCGUGGUUCAUGAAGCGCGUAGAGUGUUUGACGGGAUUGUUGAACCGGAUUUAGUUUUGUGGAACUCGUUGAUUUCUGCUUAUGGGGGUUCUGGAAUGUGGGAGAUAGGGAUUCAGAUGUUUAGCUCAAUGAGACUUGCUGGGAAGAAGCCUGAUGGGUUUACAUUGGCUGGGUUGCUUGGAGGUAUUGCAGAUUCUAGCUUGCUGAGCAUUGGACAAGAAUUACAUGGUUUGAGUCAAAAGAGUGGUCUUGAUUCUGAUUGUCAUGUAGGUAGUUUACUUGUGAGUAUGUACUCGAGAUGUAAGUGCAUAGAUUCAGCAUAUAGAGUCUUUUGCGGUAUAUUCAAUCCUGAUUUGGUUACAUGGUCUGCUCUAAUAUCUGGAUAUUCUCAGUGUGGGGAGUAUCAGAAAGCAUUGCUCUUUUUCAGGAAAUUAAACAUGAAGAGCAAGAAACUGGAUUCUGUUUUGAUUGCCACUGUGUUGGCUUCUAUAACUCAGAUGGCGAAUGUACUACCAGGAUGUGAGAUACAUGGUUAUGUUCUUCGGCAUGGAUUGGAAUCAGAUGUCAAGGUCUCCUCCGCUCUCAUAGACAUGUAUUCAAAGUGUGGUUUCCUGCACUUGGGGACUUGUGUGUUCAGGAUAAUGUUAGAACGGAAUAUAAUUUCUUAUAAUUCAAUGAUUUUAGCUUAUGGCUUGCAUGGAUGUGCUUCUCAGGCUUUCACGAUGUUUGAUGAGAUGCUGCAGAAAGGAUUGGUACCUGAUGAAGGAACAUUCUCUGCUCUCCUUUCUGCUUGUUGUCAUGCUGGCCUGGUCAAAGAUGGCCGGGAGUUAUUCUGGAGAAUGAAAGAUGAAUUCAACAUCAAAGCUAGACCUGAGCACUAUGUUUACAUGGUGAAGCUUCUUGGCGGUGUUGGAGAGUUAGAAGAGGCCUACAAUCUCACUCAGUCCUUACCCAAACCAGUAGACAAGGCCAUCCUGGGAGCUUUAUUAUCAUGCUGUGAUUCUUAUGGGAAUUCUGAGUUGGCAGAAACCGUAGCUCAGCAGAUUUUCAAAAGUAAUCCCGCUGACAAUGUUUACAGGGUUAUGCUUUCGAAUAUAUAUGCUGGCGAUGGGAGGUGGGAUGAUGUGAAGAAGUUGAGGGACAAAAUGGUCGGAGGUCAGAAGAAAAUGCGUGGAGUUAGCUGGAUCGAAGGCAGUUAUUAUUAAUUCUAAAAAUGUAGAUGCGUGCAACAAAAUUGAUAGGCCGUAACUGCCGCCAGAUAUGAUGAAGCAUCUCAGAAAGAAUUUGAACACCGGCUCCUUUUGGUGCAACUUUAAGUGAUUUUUUUUGCUGAACCAAUUGGAAACUCCAAUAAAUAGAUCAGGAAACAGAAACCAUGUACCAGGUUCUUGCUGAUGACUUCAAUUCAUUCAUAGAUUGAAAAUAGGGGAAAUUUCUGCAUCAUAGAUAACUUGUAAGUGCACAAUCCUCAGAUUAAUAAUUUAUGUUCCAAAGUCCAAAUGGCACUCUGGACUUAUAUGAAAUUUGUAAUUAAUAAAGCCACUCUUUUGAUAUAAAAGUUUAGGGUCCACAGAUUUUGUUCCAUUACAAAGUUGGGGAAUGCCACAAACAAAAAAGAGGGACGAGAGGGAUGUUUAAAUUUUGCAUAAUAUGGUACAUGCUUUGGAACCUAUACUCACUAUUUCUAAUAACUAUUUUGAAUAUGAUGUUUUCAAUACAAAAUCAAACCUGAAUGCUUAAACUGUUUUAUUUCCUCAUCGGUUUGACUUGUGAAUUUUGUAAUCAUGUACGUAAAAUAGAUUAGCUGUUCAAUCAUGAAAUCCCAAUAUACUUGUCCAUAUUUUACAUUUUCUCAAAGAGAUAGUAUUUAUGUUCCAAUCACCUAGGGCUGUUUGUUUGUAGUGUCCCUCAAAUGAUAGUGAUCUUCUAUCAUUUCCCUCAAGAUGCCGUCUAUUUUAAUUGACAUCAUUGAUGAUGUAUUUGAAUACUAUGUUGGCUUUUAUGAGCAACUAUUUUUUUGGGUUCCGCUUUUCUCAUAUAGUUGUGAAUAAGUUAAAUAUCUGUAAUUCAGGCAAAAAAAAAAUUAUUUGUUUUGUGCUUAUAUGGAGGAACUGUCACGUCUAAUCUACUGGCCUCAUACAUGCUGCUGAACGAAUACCUAUUGUCUAUUGAUAAGUUGUGUUAGGAUUUAUACAAAUUUAGCUCCUUUGUUGCAAGGCUUCAGAGCUCUGUAAUCUGUUUAAUAAAUAUGAUAUAUUCAUAGAUGGUACAUGGCAGUGACCCCUGGUUGUUUCCUUCAAUAUAAUGGAUUGAUAUCUUAAUCUUUUUUACCUUUCUCAAAGUCAUGUCUUGUCUACAAUGUUACAUUUGGCUUUUUAGGAGACUAAUUUUCUAUUUUUAAUUGCAUAUGCAUGUUUUAGACUUCAAUUCGAUCAUUUAUUAUACGUUUAUGAUUCAUUUGGGAAUAUGUUUCAAUUUCUUUCUUGCUAAAUCAUAUUGUUCUUUCUUUGCUCUUGGGUUGAAUGUCUUUUAGUCUUCAGUGAUUCACAAAUUUUAAUUGAUGCUUAAAAAUGAAUUUUAUGUUAUUGAAUUGUACAGUCUAUAGUAGUUUGAAUUUGCACGCUAGUAGACAGGAAUAAAAGGAAGCCAAUAGAAGAGGCAGAAUGAUAGAGCGAUUUGGUGGUUCAGAGGAAAAUUAUUAGGGUUGGAGUGAUUAGUGGUUGUGGGUUCAAUCCCUUCGUUAAUAUUUGUAACAACUAAUUGUCAUUAAAAAAACACUGCAGUUUCAGGCUUAGAGCAGUUAGAUUAGAUAGAUGGAAAAUGUCAAUUAAAAUUGUUCGGUUGUUAGAUGGAUAGAGGCUUGCCUUAAAUUGGGGGCAGGGGCAGAAGAGGGGAUUCUUGUUGAAGUCUGGGGAACAACUGAGAGCAACAAUAGGCAAAAGACCUGAACACUGCAUUUCCACCCAAAAUCUUAAGGCAUCGAGUAUAUGGAUCGAGCAACAAUAGGCAUCGAGUAUAUGGAUCACAUCUCUUAUAUAUCUUUGAUUUAUCUCAUUCCUUGUCGAUGUGAGAUUAUUCAAUAACAAGCUAAAGAUCUGGACCACCAAAAGACCUAGACACCACAGUUCUAAUCUCUGUAACAUAUACCCCCACCCCAAUAGAGAGAGGGAAGAAAACUAAUGUUUGGGAUUGAAAGUGUUGAUUAACUUCAAUGAAAUUUCCCUAAUAAACUUUCACAUGGAUCAUUUCAUCAAUAAGUAUAUAUAACUAACGCAGAAAACAAUAUUAUGUAAUCAUUUCGUCUCUCUAGAUAUUAACGUAGCUCUUCAAUCUUGCACAUUUUCGUUGAAUUUGGUUCAUAUAUUUAAUUUAUUGUGAGUUUAUUACAUAAUUACACUCUUUGAGA